Messenger RNA from Rotaria sp. Silwood1, 1386 nucleotides. NCBI's taxonomy places the organism in Eukaryota, Metazoa, Rotifera, Eurotatoria, Philodinida, Philodinidae. The record is from the annotation of a GenBank genome assembly.
AUGGAAAAUUCAAUAAAUUCACCUCGUGUAUCAACAACUUCAAUACCACUUGUUAUAACAAUUGAUGGUCAUAAUUGGUCUUAUUGGGCAUUUGUUUGGCUUGGUCUUGGUUCAUUAUUACCAUUUAAUUUUUUUAUAACAGCUGAUCCAUAUUUUCGUUAUAAAUUACAUGAUUCAAAAAUUGAAAAUUCAUCAGCAUCACGUCUUGAAUUAUCAUAUGAAAAUACAGUUACACUUUGUGCAUCAAUACCAAAUUUAAUUGCAACUAUUUUAGUUACAUUUAUAUUUGUACCAUAUAUACAUAAAUAUCGUAUAUAUACAUCAUUAAUUGGUAUAACAAUAUGUUUAUUAAUAUGUUUUGUAUUUAUAUUUAUUAAUGUUAGUCAAUGGCGUGAAAUAUUCUUUAUUAUAACAAUGAUACUUGUUAUGAUUCAAGGUGUAUUAUGUGCUAUUUUACUUAAUUGUUUCUUUUCAUUAGCAUCAACAUUACCUAGUCGAUAUAUACAAGGAUUUGUUGCUGGUCAAGCACUUGGUGGUGUAUUUGUUGUAUUAUGUUCAAUAGCAUCAAUAUUAUUUUCAAAUGAUAUAUCUAUAUCAGCAGCUAUUUAUUUUCUUCUUGCUAUAUUUGUUCUUAUAUCAAAUUUAUUAACAUUUAUUUAUAUUGAAAAAUCUCAUUUAUUACAAAUUUAUUCAUCAUCAAUACAAGAAAUAAAUAAUGAAUAUGAACCAUUAAUUCAAUCAAUAUCAUCUGAUGAUAAUCCUAUUAAUUCAAUGAAUAUAACAUCAUUAGCAUUAUUUCAACGUUUAUAUGUUGCAUAUAAACAUACAAAAUGGAAUUUUUAUGGUAUAUUAUUAACAUUUAUUUGUACAUUAUCACUUUUUCCAGCAUAUAUGUCAAAAAUACAACCAUCAUAUCCAUCAAUAAAUUAUCCACAUACAAUAUGGACUAAUCGUUUAUAUACUCAAGUAUUAACAUUUUUAUUAUUUAAUGUUGGUGAUACAUUUGGUCGUAUGAUAUCAUCAAAAAUUCAAAUACCAUCAUUAUUAAAACCACGUCUUCUUUUUUUUCUAUGUUUAUUAAGAUUUUCAUUUAUUCCUUUAUUUGGUUUAUGUCAUUUUCCAAAUACAAAUGGUUUUCCAUAUAUAUUUAAAAAUGAUUUUAUUUAUGCUUUUAUUGUCUUAUUAUUUGCUAUGUCACAUGGAUAUUUUAAUUCACUUAAUAUGAUGUAUGCACCAAGACGUGUUCAUGCUCAAUUAAGUAGUACUGUUGGAGCACUUAUGCUUAUGGCAUUAACAUCUGGUAUAUUCUUUGGUUCAUUAUUAUCCUAUGGUGUUGUGGCUUUGUAUGGUGAUGCUAAAGCACCAAAUAAUCUAUAUUUUCAAUGA